Mustela erminea (ermine) is the source of this 1047-nucleotide messenger RNA. RefSeq names its product glucokinase regulatory protein-like. The record is from RefSeq and is a predicted model, not a curated record. Gene Ontology annotation, molecular function: carbohydrate binding; fructose-6-phosphate binding; enzyme binding. Gene Ontology annotation, cellular component: nucleoplasm; mitochondrion; cytosol. Lineage: Eukaryota; Metazoa; Chordata; Mammalia; Carnivora; Mustelidae. Gene Ontology annotation, biological process: negative regulation of glucokinase activity; carbohydrate derivative metabolic process; response to fructose.
AUGAAAGGUGGAAGUGCCACCAAGAUCCUGCUGGAAGCCUUGCUACUGGCCGCCCUUAAGACUGUGGACCAAGGCAUCGCAGCCUCUCAGAGGCAGGAGAGCACAGUCAGAGUCAGGCAGGGAGAGGGUGCCUCCGGCUUUCUCACUGGUGAUCCCAGUGACAUGUUUAACCAGAGGACGGAGCUCCUCCACCAGGGUCCCCAGUUCUCCUUCUCCCAAGAGGACCUCCUGACGUGCAUCUUGCCAUCCCUCACAGAAAUCGACACCGUGGUCUUCAUUUUCACCCUGGAUGACAACCUCACGGAGGUGCAGGCGCUGGUGGAGCAGGUGAAGGAGAAGACGGCCCACAUCCAGGCCCUGGCGCAUAGCACCGUGGGGCAGACCCUGCCGACCCCUCUGAGGAAGCUCUUCCCCAUCAUCAGCAUCACGUGGCCACUGCUUUUCUUCGAAUACGAAGGGAACUUCAUCCAGAAGUUCCAGCAUGAGCUAAGCACCAAGUGGGUGCUGAAUACCGUGAGUACGGGGACCCACGUGCUUCUUGGGAAGAUCCUCCAAAACCACAUGUUAGACCUGCGCAUUCGCAACUCCAAGCUCUUCUGGAGGGCGCUGGCCAUGCUGCAGCGGUUCUCUGGACAGCUCAAGGCUCGAUGCCCCAAGGCUCCAUGCAUCGAGACCCUCCUGCAGGUGAUCCACUUCCCCCAGCCGUCGGAUGACAUUCGGGCUGCUCCCAUCUUCCACAUCCAGCUCGCACACGAGAAGGAGCAGGUGAUCCCAGCAGCCCUGCAGAACCUCCUAUGUCGGUGCUCCAUCCCUGAGGCGCAGGCGCGGCUGGCUGCCGCUCCGUCCGUCUGUGAGGCUGUCCGGAGCGCCCUCUCUGCGCCAGGUCGGAAGCGCAGCGCGGACCCCCUGGAAGCCCCAGAGCCUACCCCGCUGUGAACUGGUAUUUCUAGGCGGGUGAAGCCCUUAGAGGCAUGGUGGGCUCACAGCACGGGAGUAAGAGGAGAGGCCCAGUUCCCGGGGCCACCCGCAGCGGAGGGUGGGGGGGGA